UUGAAGCCGUCUUCUUCGAGCAAUCCUUAGAAAACGAAUACUGUGCAAUAGAAAACCCCCUAAUCAAUUCAAACUCUAUUUACUUUCUCUCUGUACUUCGUAACAAAAUGCCGUCCGCGAAACCCUUCGCGACAGCCGCAGGCAUGCUCCGGGCCCGUCUCUGUUCGGGCCUCCGAACAAGAGGAGGACACGGCCCGAACCCGUUCACUACUCCGGGCCACCAAGAACGGCCCAACGGCUACCUCUUCAACCGCCCACCACCUCCACCUGGUCAGUCAAGGAAAUGGGAGGAUUGGGAACUCCCUUGCUACGUCACCAGCUUUCUCACUAUCGUCAUCCUCGGUGUGGGCCUCAACGCCAAGCCCGAUCUCACCCUCGAAACUUGGGCCCAUCAAGAAGCCCUCAAACGACUCGAGCUUGAAUCUGCUGAUGCUGAGUGAUCUCUCUCGAUCUAUAUCCGUGUUGGUAUGAUUGUUAAAGCCGGCCCCUUUUUGGGGUUUUCUAAAUUAGGUUUUCGAAAGAAGGAUGAGAAUUCCUCUGUGGAUAGUUUUUUUGGUUGAUAAUGUCGAAAAUAAAUGUUAACUAUAUGACUUGGGAAAAUUGGGCCUUUACUUGUUUUCAUCAGUUUACUGCAAAAUUUGGACAAUCAGUGCAGCAACUAUGAUGUUUUCUUGCAGGGGCAAUUGACAUUCUUUUUAAUUUACAUCUUUUUUGGAAUUUGUGGUAA
Nicotiana attenuata is the source of this 727-nucleotide messenger RNA. RefSeq lists its product as uncharacterized. Lineage: Eukaryota; Viridiplantae; Streptophyta; Magnoliopsida; Solanales; Solanaceae. The transcript has a single exon. The record is from RefSeq and is a predicted model, not a curated record. Bases 108 to 440 code for a protein of 110 amino acids.